UUUGUCUCCCUUUGUUAAUCUUUAUCUGCAUUUAUACUUUCACUGCAAACUAUAGUAUUCUUGAGUAACACGCAUUGCAUUUUGCUCGCAAUUAAUAUAUGCAUCUUUAAAAUAUGAUUAGAAUUUUAUCAGCUAAAAUAUCCAAAUAAGAAUUUGGUAUUUGUUAAUAAGGCGAGGAUAAUAUCAACGAAGGUGUGGUGAUAAGUGAAGUGAGCAACCAAGCGAGCUUACUCACCCGGCCUUAAUUGUAUAGAGUUCAGAACUUACUUGAAUGCAGAGCGAAAAACAGUGAAGGAAAUACUCCAGGAUCUUCAGAAGUUCCGAGGCCAUGAUAUAAUGGAGCAAGGGAACUAGGAUGAGGUAUCAGAUUCUAAAAUAACAAAGUAAGAAGAAAAAACUGUUCCUAUGGGUUCUCCUCCUCAUGCAAAAAAUCAAAACAACCGGCUGCUAAAUUUUGUAUCUGCACAAUCAACUAAUAAUGACUAUUUCGACGAUGAUUAUCUCUCCUUGGACACUGGAUCUUCUCAUACUGUCAUUGAUGGUGAUGACAAUAUAAGACCUCCUUUCUCAUGGAAGAAGCUGUGGCAAUUCACGGGCCCGGGUUUUCUAAUGAGCAUUUCAUUUCUUGAUCCUGGAAAUUUGGAGGGAGAUUUACAAGCAGGUGCAAUUGCAGGGUACUCAUUGUUAUGGUUGUUGUUAUGGGCUAUGGUGAUGGGAUUGUUGAUUCAGCUUUUAUCGGCCAGGAUUGGGGUGGUCACGGGGAAGCACAUGGCUGAGAUAUGUAGAGAUGAGUAUCCGAGAUGGGCUAGCUUCUUGUUAUGGUGCAUGGCCGAGUUGGCUUUGAUUAGUGCUGAUAUCCAAGAGGUUAUUGGGAGUGCUAUUGCUAUUAAUAUUCUUAGUAAUGGUGUAGUUCCUCUCUGGGCUGGUGUUAUUAUUACAGCUUCUGACUGUUUCUUGUUUCUGUUUCUUGAGAACUAUGGAGUGCGGAAACUAGAAGCUGUCUUUGCUGUUCUUAUUGCAACUAUGGCCUUAUCGUUUGCUUGGAUGUUUGCUGAUACAAAACCCGAUGCAAAGCAACUACUAAUUGGUCUUUUGGUUCCAAAACUCAGACGAAAAACAAUCCAGCAAGCUGUUGGAGUUGUUGGCUGCGUGAUAACGCCUCACAAUGUAUUCUUGUACUCUGCUCUAGUGCAAUCAAGAAAAGUAGAUCCAACCAAGAAAGGCCGUGUCCAAGAGGCUCUCUAUUACUACACAAUUGAAUCAUCCAUCGCGGUUUUUGUGACCUUUAUGAUCAAUUUAUGUGUAACAACUGUAUUUGCUAAAGGAUUCUAUAAUACCAAGGAAGCCAAUAGUUUGGGGCUACUGAAUGCAGGGCAGUAUCUUCAAGAGAGGUAUGGUGGAGGCUUAUUCCCAAUCCUCUAUAUAUGGGGAAUCGGCUUAUUGGCUGCGGGCCAAAGUAGCACCUUAACUGGAACAUACGCAGGACAGUUUAUAAUGGGAGGUUUUCUUGAUCUGCGUAUGAAAAAAUGGCUAAGAUCUUUAAUAACCAGAAGCUGUGCUAUCGUUCCAACUAUUAUUGUCGCUGUUGUUUAUAAUAGGUCUGAUGCCUCGCUUGAUAAUCUGAACGAAUGGCUUAACGUCCUUCAAGGUAUGCAAAUUCCUUUCGCCCUCAUCCCACUUCUUGUACUUGUAGCUGAUGAGCAGCUCAUGGGAGUUUUCAGAAUUGGACCGCAUUAUGCAGGGAUUAUGUGGAUCGUGGCAGCCCUGGUAACCGCGAUUAAUGGAUAUGUUCUGGUAGAUUUUUUUUCCUCAGAGGUCAAGGGGCUGGUGUUUGGAUCUUUGGUUUGCAGUGUGAUUGUUGCUUAUGCUGCAUUUAUAUUGUAUUUGAUUUCUUAUGGAAAUGCAUGGUUCAGCAGAUUUGGCUUCAAGAGAUUAGUUUAGGAUGCUCUAUGAACCAACAUACACUUUUGGAGUUUUGGUUGCAUGAAUCACACUACUGAUUGUGAUGGAUUUGUCAUUGAUAUUAUUUAAUAUAUAUGUCGCUCCAUAUUCUUUUUUCAA
Molecule: messenger RNA, 2061 nt
Organism: Daucus carota subsp. sativus
Lineage: Eukaryota; Viridiplantae; Streptophyta; Magnoliopsida; Apiales; Apiaceae
Product: metal transporter Nramp3.2
Exons: 5
Coding region: 406-1941 (511 amino acids)
Biological process (GO): metal ion transport
Cellular component (GO): membrane
Molecular function (GO): cadmium ion transmembrane transporter activity; manganese ion transmembrane transporter activity
Source: RefSeq, a predicted model, not a curated record